GAUGGACCUUGGCCUUGCCGUGCUAUCCCUCACGCGUUUCCUCGCCAAUAAUGCGCUUGCUGCAAGCUGGCUGUCGAGCACCCAAAAUCUCAGAUGUGCUGCCCUGAAAGACACUCUUCGAGUAGAGAACACUACCGUCGUGGAGGCUUCUUUCCUCCCAGCAGGAAGUACCAUCCCGGCGCACGAAAGCUGUCCGUACUCCUCCGGGCGCACAGCAACACCCCUCUGUCGCGUCCAAUUCGUUACCCAAACAAGCGAAGGAUCGUCGAUCCGCGCCGAGGCAUGGCUUCCUGACGAAUGGCAUGGCCGCUUUCUGGGCGUCGGGAAUGGUGCGCUGGGUGGAUGUAUCAACUACGCAGAUCUCGCAUAUGGCUCUGCGCUCCACUUCGCCGCCGUCGGCUCAAACAACGGGCACGAUGGCAACAGCGGCGAGGCGUUCUUCCUAAACCCUGAGGUCGUCGAAGACUUUGCUCACCGCUCCAUCCACGUGGAGGCUGUGGUCGGGAAGCAGAUCACCGAGGCAUACUACGGCCAGCCGCACCGCAAAGCCUUCUACCUAGGAUGUUCGACGGGCGGCCGACAGGGAACGCAGGAAGCCCUCAUGUACCCAGAGGACUUUGAUGGAAUCCUGGCCGGUGCACCCGCCACUGACUUCAAUCAUCUCCUCCACUGGUCUGGCAUGCUUAGUCGAUACAUCGGUGCCCCAGGGACCCCUACGUUCCUGUCCGCCCGGGAUUGGAAACUUGUCGCUGAAGAGAUCUUGCAUCAGUGCGACAUGCUAGACGGUAUUCGUGACGGGAUCAUCACCGAGCCCGAUGCAUGCCUCUUCCGUCCGGAUGUACUCGCUUGCUCCACACGAGCCGAAGAUGUAACCUGUCUCUCUCCCGAGCAAGUCGAGGUGCUACACAAGAUCUACAGUCCGCUCUACGACAACGGCACGCUUAUCUAUCCGAGAGUCGACCCUGGGGUGGAGAUGCGCUACGCACGGAUAGUCCUCAGCGGGACCGUUCCUCGUUCUCUUCGAGAUUGGUUUCGAUUUGCUGUGAUCAAUGAUACAGCAUUCGAUUUUGGCACCUACGGACCAGAGCAUGGCAGGCUCAUGGAUGCGGUGAAUCCUGGGGGCGUCGCUACGUUUUCUGGCAACUUGACCGCGUUUCGCGAUCGGGGUGGGAAAUUUCUCACAUUCCACGGCCGGAUGGAUGGUCUCAUUACCUCUGGAAACUCUAAGCGCAUGUACGACCUUGUGUCGCAAACGUUAGAUAUGUCCACACUGGAUCCAUUCUACCGUCUGUUUCUCGUGCCUGGGCUCGGUCAUUGCACAGGAGGUCUUGGGUCUCCCAACUUCGGGCAGUCAGGCGAAGCUUUGCCUAGUGCCGUCAAUGCAAGCUCCCACAACCUGCUUCUGGCCUUGGUCGACUGGGUCGAGAACGGCGUUGGCCCUGAACACAUGGUCGGUACCUCGGAUGAUGGAAAGAGGGAACGCAUCCAUUGUCGUUAUCCCAUGUCGAGUGUCUGGGCUCCAAAACAGAGGACAUGGCUCUGCAUGUAAUUCGGAUAUCUCCCCAUACGCAACCGAGUCUUGCAAGGCACCAUGCCACCAAAUUACAUGUACAUUCCAUCGAAGACACCCAGAACAGCCUACAAUCCCGUCACCAUAUACAACUACACCGUUGACUGUGCUUCAGUCGCAGCUUGAUGUUCGCGGAAUCUGUCUAUCAGGUCCUUGACUGUGUUAGGGUGGACCACAUUAUGCCAGUCUGUCCCCUCCGCCUUCGAUUUUUCAUAGGCAGCAAUAACAGUGUCUUGCCAACCAGUGCCUGCGCUAGGAGUUCAAUGGAAACGAAUCGAAUCAAAGCAUGCGACAUGCCAUAGUAGAUCUGGGCUUCGAGGAACUCUUCCGAGUUGUAGUCUUCGUCGUGAUCCUUGCGAGGUGCGACGCCUGCAGUCGUCCAAUCAGCUAGAGGCACUAGAAAACAAGCGAAGCCACGCACCGUAUGUGUCUUCCAUGACUAGCCUCCUACGACUCUUCAUCACCUCAUUCCGCUUCCUCGUCUUUGCGGUCAAGAUCAAGUAGAACAAGUUGCCGAUCACAUGGACUGCCUUCAUCUUGAGGUCCUCCGCGCUGCACGAUUCGGCGUGGCGCGCUGCAAGACAGCGCUCGACGAAUUCGGGUGUGUACAACAUCCCGAGGUUCUUCGCGGUCGAACCGACGGGGCAGAUCUUAAGCGGGUCGACGGUCCCCUGG
Mycena citricolor is the source of this 2245-nucleotide messenger RNA. Lineage: Eukaryota; Fungi; Basidiomycota; Agaricomycetes; Agaricales; Mycenaceae. The record is from the annotation of a GenBank genome assembly.